Molecule: messenger RNA, 1050 nt
Organism: Seminavis robusta
Lineage: Eukaryota; Bacillariophyta; Bacillariophyceae; Naviculales; Naviculaceae
Source: the annotation of a GenBank genome assembly
ACAGCUUCCUCCUUCCUUCGGAUGAAACUAUGAUGCAUAGCUAGCUAGAGGAUAAGAAAAAGAUUGACCAUGGUAGAAGUAGUAGUCGACUGUGUGAUUUUGCUCCCCAAGCAUGCUUCUGUGGACGCCUGGUUCCACUCGCAUGCGCUACUAGAAAACAACAAGCGUGGAGACUCUAGUAUUCGAGUACUCCAAUGCCAUCCAGAAGCACCGGGCUGUGUCUGGCGAGGACUCGCACCGUGUUGGCUGCAGUCGUCCCAAAAGACGGCGCGGCGGUGUUUGUUGGCGCAUCUUCAGCUUGUGGGGUUUUUCACGUCAUCAACGGCAGCUAGUAGCGGUACUAACGGUAUGGAAGUAGGCCAUGAGGAACUCUUGGAAGAGUUGCGCGGCAAAGUCUACGGGAGAAGAGUUAGGCUGAGCUUGGAAUCAUCCACAACAUCUACAAGUAAUCACCAACAACGACGACUCUUAUUGAUUUGGAUCCAACCACCGUCCACAACAUACUAUCAAACGAAUUUCAGCAAGACGCUCAUUACAUGGGAACACACCAUGAUUCUCUACCAGAGUCUCGCGGCGUGGAUCUCUACAUUGGGCGGUGGCUUUUUCUUUUGUCGGUAUUUGGGAACGGCGGUGCGAUUGGCGAAGCAGCAACGACAAAUUGCACUCCUCAUGGGAGAUCACACCAUGGCAUACAAGUGUACCAUCAAUGAAGCCUACAGUUAUAUUUAUGCGGGACACUUUGCCAAAGCACUCCAAACGAUUGAUUUUGUGGACGUCCUUCACAGUCGUGUCGAUACGCAAAAGCAGUUGGACACGACCAUUCAAAACAUGUGUCAGAGUGCGCGACUCUUUUGUAUGCGAGUCAGAAAAGCCUCGAAGAAACUCAAGACGUCGCGCACGCAGCAACCGGCACGGAAUAUUGAUGAUUUCCAGAGAAUACGUGUCAUUCAAUAAUAGUACCUGGUAAUUGCAAUAACAAAUUUCAAUCCACUCAUGUAAUCAAGAGGGUAUCCGUGAAGACUGAUCAAUCGCUCGCUCCUCUCUUUCCCA